This is a messenger RNA of Sitodiplosis mosellana (orange wheat blossom midge), 839 nucleotides long. Its product is annotated as zinc finger matrin-type protein 5. NCBI's taxonomy places the organism in Eukaryota, Metazoa, Arthropoda, Insecta, Diptera, Cecidomyiidae. Gene Ontology annotation, cellular component: U12-type spliceosomal complex; nucleus. The transcript has 3 exons. The coding region runs from base 200 to 703 and encodes 167 amino acids. Gene Ontology annotation, molecular function: zinc ion binding; nucleic acid binding. The record is from RefSeq and is a predicted model, not a curated record.
CUUCAAAACACAAACUUAACUCAUUCCAUGUGCGCACGACAGUCGUAACGAAUGACAGCUGACGUUUCGAAUGUCAAACUCGGUUGUUUACACAUUUUCGACUGUCAGACACAACAAGCCAGUCAAAUAAAACGUAUUUGUUCUAAUAAACAAGCAUUUGUUUUUGUUUUUAAUAUUAAGUUUGGAUUUUCAUUGAAAAAUGGGAAAAAAUUAUUACUGCGAAUAUUGCGAUAAACGACUGAAAGACGAUCCAAGUAUUAAACGAAAGCACAACGAAGGAUUACCACAUCAAAAGGCUCGCAAUGAACACUACGCACAUUUUAAGAACGCACAAGAUAUCUUGAAAGAGGAACAAAAGAAAAAACCAUGCGCCAAAUUUCCAAAUGGAUUAUGUCAAUUCGGUGCUAUGUGUCGAUUCAGCCACUACACACCCGAUGAAUUGGCGAAAAUCAAGGCAAAAGCCGAACUCGAAAAGCAGCAGCAAACGGCCAGUCAAGAGGAAAAAGUCUAUUCAAAAAGUAUGAUUGACACCUUCAUGAAGAAGCGAAAAAUGACAAAAGAGCAUUGUGAUCAACGAUUUCUGCGUGAAUUUUUCAAUUAUCCCGAAGAAUUGCUAAAGCACGAUGAUGAAUUGCCGCCAUCAUUAAGACCUAUCGACGCUGAAACGCUGCGAAAAGAAUUCAAACCUACUUUCUUCGGAUAAAAUAAAUAAAAAUUAUGAUUUUAUUUGUUAAUGUAUUUGAAACGGAUUCCAAACAAAGGAAAAAAAAUACACACUUAAAAGUUAGUGUCAUGAUCCAUAUGUAAAUAAAUCCUACAUGGCAUAUAUAUAUCAAUUA